GCAGCCCGGGGUUGUCAGCCGCCUGUGUUUGGACUCAUGAAUUGCCACUGAGUGAAUGCUGGGCUGACUAUUCGGCUGACAUUGGCGAAACACACGAUUCUUCAAAUCCUAUGGAUCACUGAGAGACGGACCAAUGUCUCCACCCAGGCUCACCGGCGCGCUGCGCUCAUUCUCAAAUGUCAGCAAGCAUGACGAUUACACAGUAGAUGUCUACGAUUUAAAGGCUAAAAGGUUGAAGAGACAGGAGCUGUUUUCCAAGGAGGGCCUGACAUGGCAGAAAAUCACGCAGUUUUUCAACCAGCACUUGGAGAAGGGAGAGCAACAGGCUGCUGCAGAAGAGCUGAAGAAGAUCCUGCAGGCAGCCAAGCAAAUAGUCGGCACGGAGUUCGGACAGGCAGCAAUCGAGAGCGCCGCCGUUUUCCUCUUCAGGACCUUCUACAACACAGACCAGGUGGGCCAUGAGGAGACCCGCGCCAUCAAGCACAUGUUCGGGCCCUUCCCGUCCUCGGCGGCCGACACGUCCUGCGCCGCCGUGGGCCGGCUCGUGGCCCCCGUCGACGGCGACCAGGUGGAGGCCUUCGUCAGGGCCGAGAGCUCCCGCCGGCUCCCAGACCGCGGCACCGCCUUCGGCCGCAACAUCGCCUUCUCCUUCGACGCCUACGCGCUGGACUACCUGGAGAGCCUGCCCUGGGGCGAGGAGGGCGUCCACUCGGGCUUCAGCCUGGACUACGACAAGUUCCUCAACAACCAGCAGGGACAGAAGGGGCAGAGGGGGGCUGCGGACGACAGCGCCCCCUGCAGGCCGGCCCAGAACACAGGCGACGGGGCACUGCUCAGAAACGAGGUGGAGCAGUACCUGUCCAACGGGAACAUGGACUCAUCCAGCGCGGAGGACCUCUGCACCUCCCUGUUCGAGAUGCUGGCGUCCCACAAGAGCGACGACGAGCUGCAGAACGAGCUGUUCGAGCUGCUGGGUCCCGAGGGCUUCGAGAUGAUCGAGAGGCUGCUGCAGCGGAGGGCCCGCAUCGUCGACUCGCUCCUCGCCUCCGUGCCGGACCCCAGGCUCAGCUAUCCGCCGGAGGGGACCCGCAAGGGGAGCGGGGAUGCCAACAAGCCGGCUUACGGCUGCCAGGUGACCAUCCAGUCGGAGCAGGAGAAGCAGCUGAUGAAGCAGUACCGGCGGGAGGAGAAGCGUGAGAGGAAGAGGGAGAGGCGCGGCGAAGACAGCGAGCCCUCCUCCUCCGACGCCUCCUUCCUCUUCGACCCUAAGGAGCUGCGCCUGCAAAGAGAGCAGGCUCUCCUGACGGCUCGGCGGUCACCGGUGCUGGGGCGGCAGCGGGAAUACGAGCGGAUCCGAUACCCACACGUGUACGACGCCUACGCCGAGGCCACCAAGACCUCUGCCUUCGUGGGCGGAGCCAAGAUGCUGCUCCCAGAGGGAAUCAAGCGAGAAAACAACAAGAUGUUUGAGGAGGUGGUGAUCCCGCCCAACGAACCCAUGCCCAUCGGCUUUGAGGAGAAACCUGUCUACAUCGCCGAGCUGGACGAGAUCGGACAGCUGGUGUUUACAGGAAUGAAGCGUCUGAACAGGAUCCAGUCCAUCGUGUUUGAGACGGCCUACAACACCAACGAGAACAUGCUGAUCUGCGCCCCCACGGGGGCCGGCAAGACCAACAUCGCCAUGCUGACCGUCCUGCACGAGAUCCGCCAGCACCUGCAGCCGGGGGGCGUCAUCCGCAAGGACGAGUUCAAGAUUGUGUACGUUGCCCCCAUGAAGGCCCUGGCUGCUGAAAUGACAAAUUACUUCAGCAAGCGGCUGGAACCGCUGGGCAUCGUCGUCAGGGAGCUGACGGGGGACAUGCAGCUGACCAAGGGCGAGAUCCUCCGGACACAGAUGCUGGUCACCACCCCGGAGAAGUGGGAUGUGGUGACCCGGAAGAGCGUGGGGGAUGUGGCGCUGUCCCAGAUAGUGCGUCUGCUGAUCCUGGACGAGGUGCACCUCCUUCACGAGGACCGAGGGCCCGUCCUGGAGAGCCUGGUGGCCAGGACGCUACGUCAGGUGGAGUCCACACAGAGCAUGAUCCGAAUCCUGGGCCUCUCCGCCACGCUGCCCAACUACCUGGAUGUGGCAUCCUUCCUGCACGUCAACCCCUACAUCGGCCUCUUCUACUUCGACAGCCGCUUCCGCCCCGUGCCCCUGGGCCAGAGCUUCGUGGGCGUCAAGACCACCAACAAGGUCCAGCAGCUGCACGACAUGGAGGAGGUCUGCUACGAGAAGGUGCUGGAGCAGAUCCGAGCCGGACACCAGGUGAUGGUGUUUGUGCAUGCCCGCAAUUCCACGGUGAGGACCGCCAUGAGCCUGAUCGAGAUGGCCAAGAACCGUGGAGAGUCAAUGCUCUUCCUGCCGGACCAGGGCCCCGACUAUGGCCAGUGUGAGAAGCAGGUCCAGCGCUCCCGGAACAAGCAGCUGCAGGAGAUGUUCCCCAGCGGCUUCGGGAUCCACCACGCCGGGAUGCUGCGCUCGGACCGCAACCUGAUGGAGAACCUCUUCUCCCGGGGUUACCUGAAGGUCCUGGUGUGCACCGCCACGCUGGCCUGGGGGGUCAACCUGCCCGCCCACGCCGUCAUCAUCAAGGGCACGCAGAUCUACGACGCCAAGCGGGGCACCCUGGUGGACCUGGGUAUCCUGGACGUGAUGCAGAUUUUCGGGCGUGCCGGGCGCCCGCAGUUCGACAAGUACGGCGAGGGCACCAUCAUCACCACCCACGACAAGCUGAGCCACUACCUGACCCUGCUGACGCAGCAGAACCCCAUCGAGAGCCAGUUCCUGGAGAGCCUGGCCGACAACCUCAACGCCGAGGUGGCGUUAGGAACGGUCACCAAUGUGGAAGAGGCCGUGAAGUGGCUGAGCUACACCUACCUGUACGUGCGCAUGAGGGCCAACCCUUUGGCCUACGGCAUCAACCACAAGGCCUACCAGAUGGACCCGGGUCUGGAGCUGUACCGGAAGGAGCUGGUGGUGGAGUCGGGCCGCAAGCUGGACAAGGCCCGCAUGAUCCGCUUCGAGGAGCGGACCGGAUACUUCUCCUCCACAGACCUGGGCAGAACCGCCAGCCACUUCUACAUCAGAUACAACACUAUAGAGACAUUCAACGAGCUGUUCGACGCCCAGAAGACGGAGGCAGACAUCCUGAGCAUUGUGUCCAAGGCGGAGGAGUUCGAGCAGGUCAAGGUGCGUGAGGAGGAGAUGGAGGAGCUGGAGCAGCUGCUGCACAGCUACUGCGAGCUGCCCGUGGCGGGAGGCGUGGAGAACGGCUACGGCAAGAUCAACAUCCUGCUGCAGUCCUACAUCGGCCGCGGGGAGGUGGACAGCUUCUCGCUGAUCUCCGACCUGUCCUACGUGGCUCAGAACGCCGCCCGGAUCGUGCGGGCGCUCUUCGAGAUCGCCCUGCGGAAGCGGUGGCCCGCCAUGACGUACCGGCUGCUGAACCUGUGCAAGGUGAUUGACAAGCGGCUCUGGGGCUGGGCCAACCCCCUGCGGCAGUUCUCCGUCCUGCCCGGCUCGGUGCUGUCCAAGCUGGAGGAGAGGAAGCUGACCAUCGACAAGCUGAAGGACAUGAGGAAGGACGAGAUAGGUCACAUGCUGCACCACGUGAACAUCGGGUUAAAGGUCAAGCAGUGCGUCCACCAGAUUCCUUCCAUCCUGAUGGAGGCCAGCAUCCAGCCAAUCACGCGCACCGUCCUGCGGGUGCGGCUCACUGUCAUGCCGGACUUCAGGUGGAACGACCAGGUCCAUGGGUCAGUAGGAGAGCCCUGGUGGCUCUGGGUUGAAGACCCCAUCAACGACCACAUCUACCACUCCGAGUACUUCCUGCUGCAGAAGAAACAGGUGGUGGCGGGCGAGCCGCAGCAGGUGGUCUUCACCAUCCCCAUCUUCGAGCCCAUGCCCUCUCAGUACUACAUCCGCGCUGUGUCUGACCGCUGGCUCGGCUCCGAGGCCGUCUGCAUCAUCAACUUCCAGCACCUGAUACUGCCGGAGAGGCACCCGCCGCACACAGAGCUGCUGGACCUGCAGCCGCUGCCCGUGACGGCCCUUGGGAACCGGGAGUACGAGAGCCUGUACAAGUUCACCCACUUCAACCCCAUCCAGACGCAGAUCUUCCACACGCUCUACCACACCGACACCAACGUCCUGCUGGGGGCGCCCACGGGCUCCGGCAAGACCGUCGCCGCGGAGAUGGCCAUCUUCCGCGUCUUCAACACAUACCCCGGCGCCAAGGUGGUGUAUAUCGCCCCUCUGAAAGCACUGGUCCGAGAGCGAAUCGAGGACUGGAAGAUCAGGAUCGAAGAGAAGCUCGGGAAGAAGGUGGUGGAGCUGACGGGCGACGUCACCCCAGACAUGCGGGCGAUCGGCCAGGCCGACCUCAUCGUGACCACACCGGAGAAGUGGGACGGGGUCAGCCGCAGCUGGCAGAACCGCAGCUACGUCCAGAAAGUGGCCAUCCUCAUCAUCGACGAGAUUCACCUGCUGGGGGAAGACAGAGGUCCGGUUCUAGAAGUGAUCGUGUCCAGGACCAACUUCAUCUCCUCUCACACCAAUAAGAGUGUGCGUGUGGUGGGCCUGUCCACCGCUCUGGCCAAUGCCCGCGACCUGGCUGACUGGCUGGGCAUCGGACAGGUGGGCCUGUUUAAUUUCCGGCCGUCGGUGCGACCCGUCCCGCUGGAGGUGCACAUCCAGGGUUUCCCAGGACAGCACUACUGCCCCCGCAUGGCCAGCAUGAAUAAGCCUGUGUUCCAAGCCAUCCGCAGUCACUCUCCUGCCAAGCCCGUGCUGAUCUUCGUGUCGUCGAGGAGGCAGACCCGCCUUACCGCACUGGACCUCAUUGCCUUCCUGGCCACAGAGGACGACCCCAAGCAGUGGCUGCACCAGGACGAGAGAGAGAUGACGGACAUCAUCGCCACCGUGCGGGAGUCGAACCUGAAGCUGACGCUGGCCUUCGGGAUCGGCAUGCACCACGCCGGCCUGCACGAGAGGGACAGGAAGACCGUGGAGGAGCUCUUCGUUAACUGCAAGAUCCAGGUCCUGAUUGCCACCAGCACUCUGGCCUGGGGUGUCAACUUCCCCGCCCACUUGGUGAUAGUGAAGGGCACUGAGUACUAUGAUGGGAAGACCAGGCGCUACGUGGACUACCCCAUCACCGACGUCCUCCAGAUGAUGGGCCGUGCUGGAAGGCCUCAGUUUGAUGACCAGGGCAAAGCGGUCAUCCUCGUGCAUGACAUCAAGAAGGACUUCUACAAGAAGUUCCUGUACGAACCUUUCCCAGUCGAGUCCAGUCUAUUGGGCGUGCUGUCAGACCACUUGAAUGCCGAGAUCGCCGCGGGAACCAUCACCUCAAAGCAGGAUGCCAUGGACUACAUCACCUGGACGUACUUCUUCCGCCGCCUUGUCAUGAACCCCAGCUAUUACAAUCUGGAGGACAUCAGCCACGAUUCCAUCAACAAGUACCUGUCUAACCUGGUAGAGAGAAGCCUGAGGGACCUGGAGUGCUCCUACUGUAUGGAGAUACAAGAAGACAACCGCACCAUCGAUCCCCUGACGUACGGCCGCAUCGCCUCCUACUACUACUUGAAGCACCAGACCAUCCGCAUGUUCCGGGAGAGGCUGAAGGCGGAGUGCUCCCUGCAGGACCUGCUGCUCGUCCUCACGGACGCGGAGGAGUACGCCGAGCUGCCGGUCAGGCACAACGAGGACCAGCUGAACAGCGAGCUGGCUCGCCGGCUCCCCCUGGAGGUGAACCCCCACUCCUACGACAGCGCCCACACCAAGACGCACCUGCUGCUGCAGGCGCACUUCAGCCGGGCUGCCCUGCCCUGCAGCGACUACGGCACCGACACCAAGACCGUGCUGGACAACGCCAUCCGCAUCUGCCAGGCCAUGCUGGACUUGGCAGCGAAUGAGGGCUGGCUGGUCACCGCUCUCAGUGUGUGUAACCUGGUGCAGAUGAUCGUGCAGGGGAGGUGGCUGCACGACUCCUCCCUGCUGACCCUGCCGCACAUGGAACAGCACCACCUCUACCUGUUCAGGAAGUGGAACCCCAGGCGGGGCGGGGGCGGGGCCGGGACGUGGGGGUACCAGGGUCCCAUUGAGGGGCUCCCUGAGCUGAUCGCAGCCUGCGACGGGCGGGAGAGCAACUUCGCCACCAUCGUGGGGGAGGAGCUACAGCCUUCCCAGGUUACCCAGGCGUGGGCCUUCCUGAGCCACCUGCCCGUGGUGGAGGUGGGGAUGAGCGUGAAGGGCUGGUGGGAGGACAGCCAGGAGCAGAGCGAGCGGCCGCUGCCCUCCGCCGUCUCCAACAUCCGCGACGACAAGAGCUGGCUGACGGUGCACGCCGACCAGGAGUACGUCCUACAGGUCACCAUGCGCCGCAUCAACAUGGGCGGCCAGAAGAGGAGGCAGGACAGCAGGGCGGCGGCCCCGCGCUUCCCCAAGCUGAAGGACGAGGGCUGGUUCCUGGUGCUGGGGGAGGUGGAGAAGCGCGAGCUGCUGGCCGUAAAGAGGGUGGGCUACAUGCGGAGCCGCAACACCGUGUCCAUCGCGUUCUUCACCCCGGAGAAGACCGGCAGGUGUAUCUACACACUGUACCUGAUGAGUGACAGCUACCUGGGCCUGGACCAGCAGUACGACAUCCACCUGAACGUGGCGCCAGCCAGCAUCCGCGCUCAAGUGAACAGCGAGGUGGCCGACGCCGUCGGCGCCCUGGCCUUGGAAUGACCUCUCUCGGGGCAGAUGGUUCGCGCAGAGAUGACGUCACCGGGACGGGCCUGUGGUGACGAUUUCGCAUCAGUGUCGAAAGGGAAGCUUGGCCUCCAAUGGGAAUGACUUGAAAUUUGCUCUGGCAGACAUCUUGUCUGACUGAGCUCAGAUGGGCAGGGUGGUUUGGCAGGGCUGCUGGUGAAGGAAGGGGUGAGCUCUCUGCCCCAUAGGGGGAGGAAGGGGACCAGGAGGAGGACGGGGAGGACAGUGCCUGCUGGAACACCAGAACCUUACAUCUCACUGCUUUCCAACCAAUGCUAGUGACACCGCUCAGCCAAACUCAAAGCACGGACAUGCAGGCACUCCACAUCCCACAAUGCAGUGAGGGUGUGCGAGCCAACACAAGAGUCACCAAACGCACAGGAAAUAAACUUGAACUUCGCCUGAGUGAUGAGCCAAAGGGCUUAUAUUUGUGGAUGGAGGAGUGUUUGGAGUUCGGUUUUCAGCACUGAUUGAUGGAUAGGAAGGUUUGCUCUGAGGUUUGCAGGUUUUUUCUGCUGCUCCCACAUUAUAGCUGGUAAAGGUGUCCCUUUUUCCGACAGUGCUCUUCGCUUGCAUUCGUUCCAUUCUUAGAAUUGCAUACCUGAUUUCUGUCAUUUGAUUUUCACAUUCAAAAAUUCUGAACCUGCAAAGUUAAGAGGUGCCGUGUUUCAUUUUGUAAUUUACUGUUGUUUCCUGGUUUUCAGUCUGAAUAUAACUGCAUUUCAUGUACAAUUAUUAACUUUUCGUUUUUGACCAGCAAGAAAAAAAACGUAAAAUUGGUUUAAUUGAUUUGGGAUCUGUCUAGAAUUUGGAUAUGAAUUAUUGUAAACAUUGGAUUCUCAGCUCAUUGGAUUCAAGACUGCAUUAGCUGUGCUUAAAUAUUGAAUCUUGAACACACAUAGGAGUCAAGUAGUUUGCCAAAUUUCCAAAUUUGCAAACCAGAGUUACACUGAGGGAAUUUAUAGUGUUGCUGCACCGCACUGAACGUGAACAAGCUGGAUGCAUUUAUGCAACAUGGAGUCUAGGAAUGUGGUGCAGGUGUGUGGAACAUGCUUUGCUCCGUGUGCCAAACUAUGACAUCUGUUUUGAAGACUAUUCGCCGGUUCUCCAGAGUCCAUAUUGUUAUUGACCCAGAAUCCCACAGUGCAGUAGCCCUAUUCUUUUAGAAUAACUCUGCAAAUGGCUUGUGGUGUCCUUGCUCAAGCAGCUGUAAUUACAUGAUGCCAAAAUACUGAAAAUGCGAAAUCCCACUGUGCCCUCUGGUUAAAAAUUGCACGCAGACACAGACACACA
This is a messenger RNA of Megalops cyprinoides (Indo-Pacific tarpon), 8089 nucleotides long. It is a transcript of the gene ascc3, whose product is annotated as activating signal cointegrator 1 complex subunit 3. Bases 134 to 6772 code for a protein of 2212 amino acids. NCBI's taxonomy places the organism in Eukaryota, Metazoa, Chordata, Actinopteri, Elopiformes, Megalopidae. The transcript is spliced from 42 exons. Gene Ontology annotation, molecular function: ATP hydrolysis activity; nucleic acid binding; ATP binding. The record is from RefSeq and is a predicted model, not a curated record.